AGAUUCUCUUCCCACCGUUAGGUGGCAGUACUCGCCCCCGCGGACACGCCGGGCUGGGCUGCUUCGGUGUGCACAACGAGGCGUCGCUCGGCGCGUGCGCGCAGAAGGCGGAAACGAGGACGCGAUUGUUUCAUUUCCUCCUUCGUUCCGCAGCCCGCCGGCGCGCGCUCGCCUUCCGCUGCACGAAGCGCGCGCGUCCGGCGCGGAUCCUUUUGUGUUGCGGGCGGGCGGCCGGUCGACGAGCGAGACGGCAUCCGCGUCGCGUCGAGUCGCGUCACCCGGUAAGACUGCACGCGCGCCGCCCGCCCCGGCGGCUCCUGAUCCCGUUUUGCGGCUAUCGCGGGUGGCGCGGUCGGCCGCCAUGGAGGCCGGUCGGGCGCUGGAGCGUCACGUGGCCAGCGUGCACCGAGGAAUCGUUUUCCUCCAGCGCGAGCAUGUGACGCUGCUGGCAGGCCUGCACGUGGAGAUCGGCAACCUCAAGAGGAGAUGCCAAGAGUUGAGUUGCGAGCUGGACUCCAGGUUCCCGCACAGGACAACAGCAGAGGACGAGGCGCAACUGACGUCCCGCUGCGAGGCGGCGCGGCGGCUGCUGGAGGAGCGGCGCGGCGCGACGGAGGCGGCCCGCGGGGCGCUGCGCCUGGGAGGGGCGCGGGCCUCGGAGCUGGGGCGCAGCCUGCGCCGGGACGAGCGCCGCUUCCUGGACGAGCUGAAGCGGCGCAGCCGCAAGAUCGCCGCGCUCGGCCGCGAGCUCCAGCGGCAGAAGGGCGCGGCGGCCGCCCUGCGCCGACAGCUGGACGCCGCCCGCGCCCAGCUGCGGAGGCGGCCCGCCCUCGAGGACGACGGAGGGGCCGGCGUGAGGACGGAGCGGGUGCGGGCGUGCGUCCCCCGCGAGAGAGUGACGUCGCCGCAGAGGCCGCGCCCCAUGCCGGACCCCGCCCUCUUUCUGCCGCCCCCGCGCCGGAGGGCCGAGGCGGCCGACCGGGAGGACGACUGGGAGGACGUGGACGAGGGCGGCGGCCUUCGGGGGCGCGUGGACAUGGGCGGCGCCGAGGGCGAGACGGCCCUGUGACGCCGCCCGCGCGCCCCGGCUGCCGGACCGCCUGCGAUUGGCCGACGUGGGCGGCCGGUCCUUGUGACGACUUGAUGCCAACUUGUUGCCUUCCUGUCAAUCAAUGCCAACGUUGAAAAUGAAAUCACCGUUUGACAAACUUUCAGUGUCUUUCCGUUGACCUUUUCAUCCUAAAAGAGCCGUAAAAGCAAGCGCGCGCGCGCUGACGAGUGACGAGGGAGGACUUUGAAUUUGAAAAGCCGACAAGGAGGUGGCAAGGAGUCGGCCGCGUCCCGCCGAGCAUCCCCGACCCGCGAGGGGAUGCAGCGUUGCCUCGGUUACCAGCCGGCGGCGGAUCGUCGAGCACAUGACGUCACUGUUUGGUCGCGAGUGUGGGCGACCUCGCGCUAGUGGGCCUCCUUCCGUACUCACGCGUUCGUGAACCAA
Molecule: messenger RNA, 1495 nt
Organism: Hippocampus zosterae (dwarf seahorse)
Lineage: Eukaryota; Metazoa; Chordata; Actinopteri; Syngnathiformes; Syngnathidae
Product: coiled-coil domain-containing protein 92-like
Exons: 3
Coding region: 362-1069 (235 amino acids)
Source: RefSeq, a predicted model, not a curated record